Molecule: messenger RNA, 4596 nt
Organism: Engraulis encrasicolus (European anchovy)
Lineage: Eukaryota; Metazoa; Chordata; Actinopteri; Clupeiformes; Engraulidae
Product: tripartite motif-containing protein 16-like
Exons: 6
Coding region: 41-1702 (553 amino acids)
Molecular function (GO): zinc ion binding; protein binding
Source: RefSeq, a predicted model, not a curated record
GAAGAACACAGUCCGUUAUAAAACAGUUUAAGUGCACAAAAUGGCUGAGGCCAGUGUUUUAUUAGCACAAGAUGAGUUCAUCUGUCCAAUCUGUUUGGAUCUACUGAAGGAUCCUGUAGGGAUUCCAUGUGGACACAGUUUUUGCAUGGAUUGUAUGUCCGACUACUGGGAUCAAGAGGAUCCAAAGGGAGUCUACCGCUGCCCACAGUGCAGGCAGAUUUUUACUCCAAGGCCAGUUCUGGGCAGAAACACCAUGCUGGCCAAAGUGGUGGAGAAGCUCAAGCUUCUGGGACUCCAGUCUGCUUCUGCUGACCACUCCUACUUGGGACCUGGAGAUGUGGAGUGUGACAUCUGCUCUGGGAGAAAGCGGAAGGCUGUCAAGUCCUGUCUUAUUUGUCUGUCCUCUUACUGUGAAACUCACUUCAGAGCUCAUAAUGAUUUAAACCCAGGAAAGAAACACAAAGUGAUUGACGCUGCUGGUAAACUAGAGGAUCUGAUCUGCUCUCAGCAUGACAAACUGCUGGAGGUCUUCUGUCGCACUGAUCAGAUGUGCAUAUGCAUGCUGUGUGUCAUGGAUGACCACAAAGGGCAUGACACCGUUUCAGUCGCAGCAGCGAGGACAGAGAAACAGACAGAGUUGGGAGACACUCAGAGAAAAUUACAAGAGAUCAUCAAAGAAAAAGAGCAUCAUAUUCAAGAGCUAAGAGAUGGUGUGGAAACUCUUCAGUGUUCUGCUGAUGCAGCAGUGGAGAAUACUGAGAUUGUCUUCACUGAGAUUAUCAGCUCCAUUGAGAAAAGACGAUCUGAAGUGACAAAGCUGAUCAGAGAUCAAGAGAGGGUGGAUGUGAGUCGAGCUGAAGAACUCAUGGAGACACUGGGACAGGAGAUCACUGAGCUGAAGAGGAAAGUUACUGAGCUUGAGCAGUUCUCACAAAGUGAAAAUAACAUCCAGUUUCUCAAGAGUUUCCAGUCUCUUUGUGCCUCCACUAUAUCUGACAAGGCAUCUACAUGCUCAGUGCAUACAGAUGUGCUUUUUGAGAGUGUGAGUGACGGCCUCACUAUGCUCAAAGAGAAACUGCAGGAUGUGCUCCACCAGGGACUACAGGACAUGACGAAAACUGAAAAAUUCAGACCUCUAGAGCCUGAGGCCAGAGAAUAUUUCCUAAAAUAUUCCUGUCAGAUGACUUUGGACCCCAACACAGCCAAUAAUUUCCUGAGAUUGUCUGAAGGAAACACAGUUGUCGAAAGGGUUACAGUGAGUCAGUCAUAUCCUGAUCAUGCAGACAGAUUUAAUGUUGAACGCCAGGUGAUGUGCUCAGAGGCUACAUCUAGGCCUACCAGGUGCUACUGGGAGGUUGAGUGGUCUGGGCAUGAAGUGCUAAUAGCUGUUUCAUAUAAGGGGCUGAAGAGGAAAGGAAAUAAUAAUGAAGUAUACCUUGGGUACAAUACAAACUCCUGGGCAUUGUAUUUUCAUCCAUCUGGGUUCUGGUUCUACCAUAAUAAUAAACAAACUAAACUCCCUCAUGCUCAGUCCUCCUCUAGAAUAGGAGUGUAUGUGGAUCACAGGGCAGGAACUCUGAGCUUCUACAGUGUCUCUGACUGUAUGACUCUGCUGCACAAAGUACAGACCACAUUCCAUGAGGAGCUGUAUCCUGCCUUUUGGCUCGACAGCAUUGGCAGCAAAAUUAAAUUGUGCCUCUGACAACAGAUCAACAGAAUUGCAUACUACGUUAUGAAAAUGAAGGUGGAAUGUCCGCACACUGCUCCCAUUUUUCUUUUGCUUUUUUAUUUUUCCAAGUGAACGCUCGAAAACGUUCACUGCACCUGCAUCUUGGAUGUGCGCACCACUACCUUUCUUGAUAUUACGGUAUGUAAGCAUAACAAUUCUUCUACAUUACUUUGUCAUAAUAAGUUUAGGUGACUAUGGGUAGGUAAUUACUAGUGAAAUGACCUUUCCUUGUUGAAAUGUUGUGUUAUGAUGAUAUUACCACGUUCAAUGCAUGUUACACAUUAACACAUUAUUCGUUAAAGACAAACCGGUGAACCCAACUGUUUCCUGUUUAUUCCAAAGCAAAAGUUUGUAGUGAUAAGUGGAAAUAAUACAAGGAUGCUUGGGUGGUUGUUUCUAUACCAUAACAAAGGAAGAGGAAAUAUUGCACAUUACGGCCCUGAUGUGGCCUAAUUACUAUGAAACUACUUCGGCUGCUGCCGUUUAGUUACUGGCAUACCUACCACCUAACUACUACGAUGACACAGUAGCUGUUUCCAUUAGCCUACUAUUAACUAGAAACUGGAAACUUUAUGGUUAUUUUUGCUGUUACUAAUGAGAAAUUAUAGUGUAAUUGCACUGGAAACCAUAUGGUUAUUUUGCUGUUGUUACUAAUAGGCCUAGCAAACAGUUAUUACCAUGAAAUUACACUGAAAUUACUGAGAAAUUACUAUGAAAUUAACACCUUAUUAGCGAUCCGUAAAGUAAAGUGUUACCUAGGACUGGGUACCGAAAUUCAAUUCUUUGAUGGAACCGAAUUAAAAGCUAAGGUUCUACUUGGCAUCGAAACGUGCCUUGUCUGUCGGUUCCACGUUUCGGUUCCUGAAGUCUGACUGUCAGAGCCAUCAAAUGUGUGUUUAAGCACGCGGCCAUUUCAGCCAAUCACAAGUGUCACAAACUGAUUUAAAUGAUUGAUAAGACAGCUGAUUUUCAACCAGCUGAUUGUACUAUUGAGAAACAAAAACAUGCCGUCGAAAGCGUGGCUAUAUUUCAGGAAAGUAGAUAAGGAAAGAGCGCGCUGCAAUAUCUGCGAUAAACUAAUAGGCUAUCAUGCAAGAAUGGCAAUACAUCCAACCUGUUCAAACACCUGCUCUUGCAUUCGAUUACCUUGCGUGCAGAGAGUUGCAGCAUCUUUACAACGGCAACAACGUCAACCUCAACUAUGCCUGCUGCAAUACCGUCAACCUCAACCAUGACCUCGACUCUUCAGGAAGAUGUCUCUGACUCCUUGGAAACAUGUUUUUCCAUGAAAAGAGCUAACUUAGAAAGAACUGGUCUUGUGUUGGGGACGUACAAAUGUAGCCUAUUUAGACCGUCGGUUUAAUUCGAGGGAACAAAGAGCUGCGACAAAAAAGAUUUCCUCUCUAUCCGGCUGGAGAAUAACGCCAUUGUUUACUUGAAGUAGCGGCCGCUUAAGGUUAAAUAACUGUGGAUUGAAAGAACAUAAAAACGUUCCGUAAAAAAACUGUAAAAAGCUAAGAAUCUCAGCUUUCCAACAAGCCCUAACACAUGUCUGUAGGUCUAGGUUAAGGAGAUCGCUGACUGUUAGGAAAAAAAUGACGAGAUAAAAAAAUGGUUGGAAAGCGCUAUUUUUUCACUUGCAACAGCGGCCGCUUACAGUUUAAUAACUUUUGAAUGAAAGAACAUAAAAACGUUCCGUAAAAAACUGUAAAAACCUAAGAAUCUCAGCUUUCGAACAAGCCCUAACACAUGUCUGUAGGUCUAGGUUAAGGAGAUCGCUGGCUGUUAGGAAAAAAAUGACGAGAUUAAAAAAAAAUGGUUGGAAAGCGCUAUUUUUUCACUUGCAACAGCGGCCGCUUACAGUUCAAUAACUUUUGAAUGAAAGAACAUAAAAACGUGCCGUAAAAAACUGUAAAAAGCUAAGAUUCGCAGCUUUCGAACAACCCCUAAAACAUGUCUGUAGGAGAAGGAGAUCGCUGGUUAUAGGCUAUAUAUAUUUAGGCCUAUAUAUCGUUUAGAUUAGGACUCUUUAGCUUAGAUUCACCAUGGCGUGAAAGCACAGUGUUGUCGCUUGCAGCAGCUGAUCAUACGGCCCAGUUCUAGUCCCUGUAUGGAAAUACGUGCGAGACAGCACCAUCGAGCCCCCGUCAAGUUUCAUGAAUAUUUAUGAAGCCUAGUUGUGUUAGAACAGUUCUGCAGAACCUAGUAGAAAAGCCCCAGCUGUCGACAGACUGGGUAGCGUAGGCUACAUUAAAACAUCAUGUCAGGCACGCUAUAGGAUUGGUACCAGAAGUGAAGUUGCACCGUACAGCAGAACAAUUUUAAUCAGACAUGAGUACAUUUAUCAGUAUCAAAACCGUUUAUUAUACUUGCCAAGCCAUGCCGAGAGGACAACUUGCAGCAUGCAAUUAAUCAUGAAUGCUGUAUAGAAUUAAAUGCCUUUAACCCGCCAUUGCUUAAGUCACGAUGAGCGCCGCCUUGUGGCAGGCAGGGAAACUCAUGAUUUACAGACCUGUUACGCCAUCUACUGGCCACUUUGGGUAACUGCAGGUUUAAUUCAGGGUUUCUAGGAAACGAAAAUGGAACCGUUCUGGUACCGGAACCGAAACGAAGGAACCGGAAAUGGAACCGGAACCGAAAAUUGUCAAUCAAUACCCAGGCCUAGUGUUACCGUUACGGGACUCAAUGUAUAUCGGUCUAUCCUUACAUGUGACAUGGAAAGGGUUUUGUUGUGACUGUUUUUAUUUUAAAGAGAUAAGCAGCCCUUCUACUGUAGACUAUUUUGUUGAUGUUUCAUUCAGCUAAAAUUAUGAACGGAUAAUAAAAUGAAAUAAAAAUGAAAAGAAACAAAAACAAAAUAAAAAUAA